Molecule: messenger RNA, 8373 nt
Organism: Aquila chrysaetos chrysaetos
Lineage: Eukaryota; Metazoa; Chordata; Aves; Accipitriformes; Accipitridae
Gene: PCGF3
Product: polycomb group ring finger 3
Exons: 11
Coding region: 2232-2927 (231 amino acids)
Biological process (GO): regulation of transcription by RNA polymerase II
Cellular component (GO): PRC1 complex
Source: RefSeq, a predicted model, not a curated record
AACUGCCAUAAUUUGAGUAUUUGUGUAUCUCUUUCGCUGUAGACGCUUUGAGGGGUUGGUUGUGUGGCCAUUUUUAGCUAAAAUUUAGCAAGCAGGUAGUAGUUGUUUGACUGUUCAGGACCCUAAUACAGUCAGUUUUAAUACAGACUCCAAAUCUAAGUAAUGUAUGAGAGAAAAUAUUUAAAUAAAACCUUAUAUUAAAAUGUCUUAGUAUCCAGCCCUGGUAUGACACCUGUGUGUCAGUAACUUUGUAACUAGUAACUUUGAGUUUUUUAUGAUUAGAUGCCAAACUGAGAUAGAAUGGCUCUGUUGGUUUGGGGUUUUUUUGGUUUUUUUUAAGUAUAGUUAACAUUUUGAUAGUACUUUUGUGAAUUUUUGAAGAAAGUUAAUUCCUGUAACAGCUGGGAGGAGGUGGUGUUUGGUGUUCCUCAUUCUUCUCUGCAAAAUGAAAUGACGGAAAAUAAGGUACCAAAAUCUGUGUGAAGGGGCGUAGGACCCAGUUUUGAAUCACUUGGUUGUCAGUUGCAUUGCUAUAUCUUCUGCCUUGCUCAAGUCCUUUUUUCCUCAUUAUGUCUUUUACUAAUAACAUGCAAGACAGAAAUUUUGAAGUGUCAUCUUUGCUGUUUUGACAACUUACUCCAGGGCAUAAUUCAUUUUGUGUAGACAGAAGGAGGUGUUUUAUGGGAAAGUGUUGGAUAGAUCAGUCCCUCAUUACACCAUAACAGGUAAGUAUGUGGGGUGAAUAAAGAUUAAAUAGGUAGAUUUAAUGCUACUAUGUCCUGAUUAUUACUUCUACUUUAUCUCAAAUGUUUGUGUCACUCUUUACAUGUCAUUUAUUAACAGUGGUGUCUUGUAUUUUGCAUUGAAAUGAAUGAGACCUGUGUAAAAGUGAAUGUGGUUUGCUUUGGGGUGGACAUUUCUUAAGGUACCUUAGUGCAACUGUUCGUAAUGGUGUGACUACACCCCAAGUAGUUUCUCUUUAACCUGUUAGUCAAGUCUCCUCAAAAAAGACCAAAGUACUCUUGAACAUAAUAGGUCAAAGAAAUGAGUAAUACACGGUCAUUUUCAGAGGAUGUUUUUAUGAAAGUGAUGUGAUAUUAGAGUCUCUUCUUUGUUUUUUAUUACCUGAUGGCUGACGUUGUCAUUAAUCAUGAUCUAACUUCUCUAAAAUAAUGUGACAGACUUUAUUUCAAAGAAGUUGGCUAAAGAUCACUUUAUUCAUACUUUGCUUGACUUGUCUAGUCACCAACUACUCUUUGACUUUUCAUCAUGAAUUAAACUCUUAAAAACUUGAGUAAUGUGUAAUGACUACUGAAUAGUAACAAUUUCUGACUUAAAAAUCUGACUAGUGUAAAACCCAUCACUGAAGCAAUCUCUUGGGUAGUAAUAUUGAAGAUCGAGUUAUACUUACUGCGUACAGGCAAUUUUACUACAGAAAUAUUCAGGCAGAUCUUAGUUUGGUUGCUAGGUGGUUGCAGGGAGGGAGAGAAAAAACAUCUCGCUCAUCUGUCUAGUUAUGGAACCAAGAUUAGAGAUUAAAAAACCCCAACAAAACAAAACUAAAACAACCCUUCCAGUUACCAGCUCACAUAGUGAGUUUAAAACUGGGUUCAUGAGCUUUGGGGUUUAUUUUAAAUUUUCUCCAGUAUUCUUGUGGGGAUAGUAAUACUCUUGUAUUAAUUAAAACUUUUUAGAUGUCUGUCUUGGAGGGGCUUUUACUUGCUGUCCACAAAGUAAGGUGGGGUUUUUUUGUUGUUCUUUUUUGCUGGUUCUUGAGAACAGUGCUUAAAAGAAAUAGACUUGGGGAAUAUUUCAGAGAGAAAGAUGUGAUAGCAGUCUGGAGCUUUAGGUACUGUUCUGUUCCAGUUGUCCUUCUCUCUUCACCUUCCCUUUUGCUUAGUUGUGUGACUCUGGCUUUGUGAAUGUCUUUUGUAGGCCAAGUGUUCUUGAUGCCAGGAGGCAGUACCUCUGACACAUUCAGGAUACUGGGAAGAAACCAAUAACUUGCCUGCAGCUUAUGAAGUUAUACCUUCUAAAGAAAGCUCCUGAUUUAUUAGGGAACAGUGAAGCGUCUCAGCACCCUCAUGCUCCUUCUCCCCCCCCCCCCCCCCCCCCACCCCCAAAAUAUUGGAGUAUGUAAGAACAAAGGCAUGGUGACUUUCUAAUCCGUUCAUGAAAGGUCUCUGGAUGGCAGACUCUGAAAAGAAACGCUGUUUUAAGAGACACCAAAGAUGCUAACGAGAAAGAUUAAGCUUUGGGACAUUAAUGCCCAUAUAACCUGUCGUCUGUGCAAUGGAUACCUGAUUGAUGCUACUACUGUAACAGAAUGCUUACAUACUUUCUGUAGAAGCUGCCUAGUGAAAUAUUUGGAGGAAAACAAUACCUGUCCAACCUGUAGAAUUGUUAUACAUCAGAGCCACCCGUUACAGUAUAUUGGUCAUGACAGAACAAUGCAAGAUAUUGUUUACAAACUUGUGCCAGGCCUCCAAGAAGCGGAAAUGAAAAAGCAAAGGGAGUUUUAUCACAAACUGGGCAUGGAAGUUCCAGGGGACAUCAAAGGGGAGACAUGUUCUACAAAACAGCACCUAGAUUCCCAUCGAAAUGGUGAAACUAAAACAGAUGAAAAUUCAAACAAAGAAGCUUCAGAGGAAAAACAGGAAGAAGAUAAUGACUACCACCGAAGUGAUGAACAGGUAAGCAUCUGCUUGGAAUGCAAUAGCAGCAAAUUGCGUGGACUGAAACGAAAAUGGAUUCGUUGCUCAGCACAAGCAACAGUCUUGCAUCUAAAGAAGUUCAUUGCCAAAAAACUUAACCUUUCUUCUUUUAAUGAGGGAAUACUUGGAAUCAUGGGAAGAAUUUAUGGUGAAAGCUGGACAUAUUAUGCAAUGAAGAGAUUCUUGGCAAGGACCACACACUCAAGUUUGUAGUUGUUACUAGAUGGAGAUUUAAGAAAGCACCUCUACUGCUACAUUACAGACCCAAAAUGGACUUGCUGUAGGAGAACUUUAUUGUCCUUCUGGACAGAGUUUUUUGCAGAGACUAUCAUCUGGCACCUUCUUAGUGCAUCACUAAUCACGUGACACAAGCCAGCCAAGUAAUUUUGGAAGACUAGGGCUUUCAUAGUGGACUGUCCUUCUGAAUAUUUCUUCUAGGGAUGUGUUACCUAGAUUUCUGGACAGAAAAUAUUUAUACUUUUUUGUACGGAAGAAAGAAGUUGCAACUCAACAAGACACUACCAGCACUAAGUUUACAGAUGCUGAAAACACUUCACAGUUCCAUGUAGCUCAGCCUGAUUUAUCUCUUACAGUUACACAGAAAUAAGUUAGAAUGUUGUGAGGUGAUUUAAAAAUGUUGCUUUUGACACCAAGUUGCAUUUAGUUACUUUUCAAAUUCUGAAUCUUUAAAAACUAUAUUUUUGCAAAGUGUUCUUGUCUUAUAUAGUAUGCCUGAUUGCAUUGGCUUUAUUCAAGUUAUUCUGUAGAGCAUUGAACAUACCUAAUGAUAUAGUGACUGGUGAUAAUUUAUUAUGCUGCAUUGAAAACUUCUCAAAAUCUGGGAAACCAAUAAGUUUGUCAUUUCUGCCCAGUUAUUGCUCUCCCUCAUUUUGUGUUUUAGUAAAGUUUUGGCACUCCCUUAUGCAUGUUGAUUUGGUAAGAUUAAUAGAAAUAAUUUCAGUUGAUUUUAAUGUGCCCUGAUAUUUUGCUGUGGCAAUUGCACCACAUAAUGACAAAUACUCAAAAGAGCUAGAUUUGUGAACUUCUUAAAAAAUAAACAUUUCUUAUGUAGUUGUGGCUUGCAGAAAUCAGUUUUUAAUUUAGAGAGAAUUUGCUCUCACUAGCUAUUGAAACACUGGCUCUUGGGCAACUUUGGGUGAUAUUGCACAGUUUUAAUUUCACUGAUUAAAAAUUCCUCAGAUCAUUAUAAGCAGCUCUAUAUUUUCUUUAGCUGUUUUCUUACAAAACCAUAGCAUUUUCUUUAGCGCAAUUCCUAGCUGUUGGGGGGGGGUGGGGGGUGGUGCGGGUCAGACAAGAUUAUUUUAGCACCUUCUGGCCUUAACUGAUAAUUCUGCUUGCAUCAGCUGUAAUGGAUGCAAGGUAAUCCACACGUGCGUAUGUAUGUAUGUGUGCAUACAUCUAUACACACAUAUAACUAUGUUGUGUUAUAGAAUGCAACCUCAAUAGCACUUGGCAGGGUUCACUGCACUUUUUGUAAGGCUUUUUGAAAUAGUUGGCUUUUUAAAAACAGUAGUUGAAAGUGAUUUCUGCAAGCUGUAUACAGUAUAGCAUAUAUAGCGCGAUUGUGAGAGUAUUUGUCUGGCACAGGUGUCAAGUCACUGAAAACAGGCUAUGCCAUAUUAUUGGUAGCUGGAAAUAGUUAACCUUCUAAUUGUUGGAAGAGUUCUCCAGUCAACUGAAAAAGCUAGUUGCUCUUCCUGUUAUUAAACCCUGUUAUUUUUUGAUAAAUUGUCUUUGGAUAAGAAAAUAAGUUUGCCUGUCACUGCCCUGCUUCCUUUAGGUGUGCUCCUUCCCUUCUUCUGCUAGAAAGUAUUACUUGUUACUCAGUAACAGGAAGCUGCUAACUGCAAAAGGUUUAUCUAAGCAUUUUAAAUCCUGUUCCUCUUCUUCAGUUUUCAAAGCACCACAUUCCUCAGCAUGUGUCCCAUAAUUUCCUUUUUCGGAGUCUUCAGUCCUCCUUUUUCAGCCCUGCUGCUGCAGAAGGGGUGCUCCAACUUCUGAUUACCUUUGAAAACAGGGUUCCUCAUUUUUAAUCACAGUCACAGAUGUGAAUGGGAAGGAAAUCAAGAAGUAUGCGAGCAGGAGAUGAAAGGGAGCAUACCAAGCUGUGGAGAGGGAAAGAGCCACACAAAGGCCAAAAAGGGCUGCUGUCCUUGCAGAUGAAGGUAUAGGAUAGCUGCAUUUGAGUGUUUGGGUUAUGCAGAACUCUACGUCUGGGCUGGGUGGCUGGGUUUGGGCUGGGAGGGAUGGUCUGUGUGCAUGCAUAGAAGCAAUGGAAUUGAACUUGGCUCUGGUUUUGUCUUACUGUUCAUGGACUCAGAUGUAUAUAUUAUAGCUUUUUUUCUGUCUUUAACAUUACUUGAACUGGCAGAAGAGAACAAAUGACAUCAUGGGUCUACGACUUUUAUAAUCUUCUAAUGAAACAGUGAAUGCAGGUGGUAUGGAUGUUUACACAAACUGACCUCCGGGGCCUUUCUGGAGCUACUUAUGUGGUUGUUACUGUCCUAGUGUAAAUAAGUGACUUGCUGUAGCCACUGAGGCACUGAAAAUAUGAACAGGGCUGUAAGUGUCUACCCUCUGUGCACCCUGAGUAUACAGACACUGGCUGUACCUGAUGUAGACAUAAAAUUAAAGCUGCCAGACAGCGUUCUGAUUAACCACCUUAAUCAGGAUAUAUAUAUAUACACACACACAUAUAAAAACAAAUAUAUAUAUAUCUUUAUGUGAGAUCUGUCUACCUCAGAGUGUGUGUACUGCAGAAACUCUUUGUACGACUAGAUAUUGAUGCAGUUCUGUAAAAGUACAUUGGGAUUUUAGUACUUUCCUGUGUACUUGUGCAACUGAGAAAUUAGUUACGAGCAUGCAAAUUCAGAAGCCUUUCAAAUCUAUCUCUUGCUGUAACAAUCUACAGUACAGAACAUACAUUUAUAACCAUCUUUAGAAUCACUUGAAUUUGUUACGGUGCUAUCAAUACAUUGAAAACUCUGUUUAUACCUGUAUGGAUACAUAAAUUCAAGCCAGUAUUAAUACCUACAGCUGGUUUUUCUGCUCAUCAUUGUGUGUAACUGCUUUUGCCAUGUGUUUAAUCUGAUAAAACCUCACCAGUAAAAAGAAAAAAAAAAAAAAAUACAAACCCACCCAGUUAUUUUUCUAAAUCACAUGUCACAACAUCUUUGCUACAGAAAUUCUUUCCCUCAGGAGGGAUGUGACUGUGUCUGGACCAUAUGUUUAUUUCCUUUAGCCUUACUAGAAGACUACAAUGCAAUUGAAUUAAGGUCAGAGGGAGGUCUUCUUUGGGUCAGAGCCUUGUUUCACUUCUGUGAAGCUUAAGAGACAGUUUAAUUUAUAUCAUUUGUAUUGAGUAAAAUAACCCUGAUACUGUUCAAAGUUGGACUAAGAGUUGGAUUCAGCAUAGGUAACUCUUAGUCCUAGUGAGAUCAUGUUAGUUUAUUUUGGCUUUCAUGAAGAUGCCAUUACUGUGAAGUAGUUUUCACAAUUGCUUAUGCUGGUAAAUAAUUGCAGUAAAGAAGUAUCUUGUUGCAUUAUCCUCAGCAGCAAUGAGACUGAUGAAUCACCCACGCUCAGAGUCUCAUUAAAUAUAGUUUCAUUAAAAAUAGAGAAUUCAGAUAGAAUAUAUAAUAUUGAAUUUAAAUAAGAUUUGGGGUUUUAAAUUUUAACUUUAUAAAAUUAUUUAUUCUAUUUUAAGCCUUCUGUCUUAUUUUACCAUCCAAGUAUUUUUGGUUUCGGUGGUCCAGCUUUAUUUACGGGCAUAUAAAAUGAAAUUGUAAGAUGUUUUUACAAGCUUCUUCCUUUUACAUUGAGUUUGAGUAGCUUUUAUUUGUAUGUUUUUGUUUUGUAUGGAUGAAGAGCAUUAUGCUUCUGUGCAAUAGGUUUGAAACAUGCAUUUAUUAGGCAUAUGUUUAAAUUGUAAAUGUAGCAUCUACUUACCGUUAAAUUUAAAAGGAAUGUAGAUGGUUUUUCUCACUGUUCAAAUGGGGUUUUAUUUGGGGCUAUUAUUUGGGGGGGUUGUUUUCUGAUUUGUUCCUUUUUUUAUUUUAAGAGUGAAGUGUGGGAUUUAAAUUUGUGUAAGUACAAGACCUAUCUGUCAGCAAUAUUUUAAAAUAAAUGAUCUUUCAAGAAACCUUAAUGUGAAUUGUGGCAGCAAUUGGCAAGACUUGCAGCCUAUCUGAAAAUGUUUUGUGCCAUUGUUAUGUCUGGUAUAUUUGUGUACCAUCAAACCUGGGAAUAUUUAUUUUUAUUGGUUGUGCAAUAGUAUAUUUACACAACACUAUCACCUCUGGGGAUAUGGGACCAUAAAAAAUAUCAGACUACAACUAUGAUGGUGCUAUUUUUUUCCAAUAGGCUAUGAGCCUUGGAAAGUUUAUCUGGCUCUUAUUGUCUUUAUAACAACAUAGUUAGUCCUAGGAGAUUCAUUGAGGUUUUUUUUCUACUGGAUGAUAAACAUAACCAGACAAUUAGCCUAUUUUACAGCAUUAUGUGUCUUACCAUUGAGCUAAAUAUAAUAGGAGAAAGCCAACCAGUCUGUACAUCAGCAAGAUGAAUCUUAAUAAGUACGUAAAAUGCAUUUUGUACAGAAGGCUUGACUGUACAGAAAAAUCAAGUUUCUGUAUUUCCUCAGGUAAUCACUUCAGUUUGGAUGUUUCACUGGAAAUGUUAAUGCAACCUACACUUCACUUAGUCCGCCUAAAGUUGAUAGGAAGGCAAAAAAAUUGUCCCAUACACUAGAAUCUCUACGUAAGAUAUAAUUAACUGUAACUAAGGUCUUGAGAUCUGUUGUUGAAAUAAAAAGUUGCAGAGAGAACAACAUUAAGGAACAUGGAACAAUGCUUCAAUCUCUGCUUUAAUCAAGACUUGCAAUCAGUACAGACAUUUUGUAGGAACUUGCAUCUUGUGGCAAGUCAACAGUAAUGUUUUACUGUGGAGUUAUGGUUUAUUUAUAUACAAAUUAAAGCUCUGGUCCUGUUAUUUGAUCCACAUUUGAUCAUCCUUAAGGCUUCUUGGAAAUCUUUUGAAGCCACAAUGACCUGUCCAGAUCCUAGUGGUAGGGUAGGAACUAAAUGUCCAAUUCUAUGAACACUUACAUUGGUAACUUUACUAAUAACCUGGAUGGUUCAACAGAAACCAGUGGGGUCAUUCAUGCAAAUGGUUAGGUGUGGCUGAAGGAAGAAGCCCUGAUUUUUGAAUACUGAUGUUCCAAUAUUUUUUUUUAAUUUUUAUUUGAAACUCAAAGCAUUGGUUUAAUGGAAUCUUGAAUUCAAGUGACUAAUCUGGACAAAAGGAGAGUUUGUUCUUUCCUUCUGCAACAAGAUUAUGUUAUGGUUAAGGGACAAUAAGCCAGUGCAACCACUAAGCCUUUAUCCUCAACAUGGCAUAAUAAAGAUUCUGGAACUGUUGCAGUGUAAAACCAUAUUUUUGGCUUAGCUUCAUUUGAAAGUUUACAAUUUUUUACGCUUUGUGUUGCUGUGUAAUUUUUGUACUAUUGGUGGCUAGUUUUGUCUGAAUAAGCCUUUUGGGAUUAUUGCUUAAUGUUUUGAUUUUAUGAUAGUGAAGCUUGUAUCCAGUGUUUUGCCAAUUAAUAUUAUAUGCUUGUUAAUAAAAGCAGAGAAACUAACUGAAA